Messenger RNA from Verticillium nonalfalfae, 1374 nucleotides. RefSeq lists its product as uncharacterized. The transcript has 3 exons. Lineage: Eukaryota; Fungi; Ascomycota; Sordariomycetes; Glomerellales; Plectosphaerellaceae. The record is from RefSeq and is a predicted model, not a curated record. Gene Ontology annotation, molecular function: metallopeptidase activity. Bases 1 to 1374 code for a protein of 457 amino acids.
AUGAGACAAUUCAUCAAAUUGACCUUUGGCUUCCUUCUCCUUUUGGGGCUUCUCGUCUCGGCUCAGGAAGACUCCGCAGCCGUUUCGUCAGCUGGCGACGCGUUGUCUGUUGAGCCAACCCCUACGGACGUACCUGUCGACGUAACCUCCCCUGUCGUAACACCCACUCCGUCCGAAGAGCCAGUCGUCCCAGUUCCUGGCACAGAGUCUCCUUCGGAUCAAGGCCCUGUAGAUACACCGUCUUCUGUUGCCGGCGAAGUUUCCAUCAGCGCGCAGUCGAGCCCCUUAGUCUCGUCUUCCGAUCUCGUCGAGGCCUCUGCAACAUCUGCCGACGAAUCGUCUGCUACAGACGCAUCAGCUAGCGCCACCCCGACUGAAGGCGAGGAUGUCGGCGAAGCCGAAGAGUACGACUUCGAAGCACGCGAAGUGACUCCGUUGGAGAGUAGGCCCGAUGUCGUCACGCAAGAUGAGCUUCUGGCCGAGGCUGAGGCCAAUCUACCCGUUAUGGAGAUCCCCGAAGAAGACGCCAGAGAGAUUGCAGCCCUCGAGGCAAGCAUGUUUGAACACUUUGUCAGAAACGACCCCGUCAUCAACCCGGAGGACAACAUCACGCUUCCUGAGUCUGUUUCGAAUUGCGAGCUUGGGCUGGGCAAGCGAGACAUGGCCGGCGGCUGGUCUGGCCAGUCGAAUUCCAGGGUUAUGAAGAGACAAGAGUGCAGACCGGUGACACGCCUGGAUUGUGAUCUUCACAUCUGGCACAUGCUGUCAGCCAGAGGUGCCAAGCGCCCUGAUACUAUUGAGACCAGGAUCGAGGAGUCGGUGGCUUAUCUCAAGUCAGUUUUUGAGCCUCGGGGUAUUUACUUCAACCACGUCAGCACCAACUUCAGGCAGCCCGUCUCGACGACGGCCGAUUGGAAAACGCUCAAGAAAUCAGAGUCCAAGCUCGUCAAGUGGCAGACGGCCAGUCGCGCCGGCGAUCACAUGGCGCUGAAUCUCUGGCUGGUGAACAAUCUGGUCCCUGCGAGUGGUGUGGAAAAGCCAGGCGGAAACCUCAUGGGAUAUGCCACAUUUCCUGAAAUGAAGCGCUGGGCAACCGACGGAAUCGUCAUGCAGCAGUCUGCCAUGGGAACGCCAGCGUCGACCUUUGUCCACGAGGUUGGCCACUGGCUGGGCCUGCGCCACACGUUCGGCAACAAAGUUGAUGACGGCGAAACGGACUGCCUUGUGGGCGACGGUCUUCGCCGGACGACACACACGCGUGGAGACCGCAGCGUCAUCUUUGAAUGCCAGCAGCUCCCUUGCAACGAGGAGCGCGGCGUGAUGCGCAUCCCGAACUUUAUGAGUGUAAGUCGCCAACCUGGAUCACUUUCUUAA